Messenger RNA from Colossoma macropomum (tambaqui), 1294 nucleotides. RefSeq lists its product as uncharacterized. The coding region runs from base 192 to 794 and encodes 200 amino acids. Gene Ontology annotation, molecular function: protein binding. The record is from RefSeq and is a predicted model, not a curated record. The transcript has 3 exons. Lineage: Eukaryota; Metazoa; Chordata; Actinopteri; Characiformes; Serrasalmidae.
GCGCAGCAAGCAUCUAAAUGGAGCGUGUGUGAGCUCGCCAUGCUGGUGUGUGGGCAAUCCUAGCCUUGUGAAAGUGCAGGGGGGUGUGGCAUGAACUUGUUGUGAAUCCAGAGGCGGGUUUCACCAGCUGUAAAGCAGCUCCUGUGAAUGUGAGAGUGAGUUAAUGAGUGGGCAGAUUCCUCCCAUAUAAGAUGUCGCAGUUGGCAGAACGGGAGAUGCUCAUUCACUCUACCAAGAUGGAAACAGCUGUCUUCAUCCAAGACGCUCAUCUGCCCCAGGAGUCCUCAACAACUUCCAAAGCCAACCUCGAGUCCAGGGAUCUCCAGAGCAGGACCAUGAGGCUAAUGCUGGGACUCAUCUCUGGGCUGGUGUUGCUGGUUGUAGGGAUGGUGGGACUGUGUAUCUGGAUGUAUCUGUAUCCCAUUGCAGAGAAGAUAAAUGAGGCAACCCCUACUGCUGCUGCUUCUGCUACACAAUGCGAAAGGGUCAACUUGACCAUGUCAGAGGGGAAAGUCUUCAAAGUACCACAUGAUGGGACCUAUUUCAUCUAUGGCCAGGUGAAGAGGCAGCACGAAAAGGCCGAAAAAGACUGCAAUGAUGAGAUCAGGUUGUGCUGGAAUAAGACCAAAACCUCAGGCAAUAAAGAAUGCAAGAAGGGAAACGUUCCUAGUAACUCUCCUGUAGUUGAGAUCAUGGCCGUUGAUGUCCAGCUAGAGAAAAAUAGUGAAAUAUCCUUUGAACUGAACUGCAAACCAUUCGAUACGACAGCUUCUUUUAGAGUCUUGCGAGUAUGAUAUGAAAUAUAUAUUACAUCAGUUGUACUCAUGUAGAAGGACUUUAAACGGGCCAAGGGCUUUACUUAAGCUUCUUCUAAAGUCUGCGUUAUGUCCGAACACUUGUGCUGUACUGUAGUUUAUUUUUCAGUGCCUCUAUACCUUUAAAGUUCGUCUGGAUGCUUUUGCAUCCACCACUGUUGCAGUAAAUAAGAUAACACAUGUAACACAUGGAAAACUACAUUUAUAGUAUCUCUGUAUGCUUCAUAGUGAAUGCCUCAUCUUUUUGGAUAAUAGUGAAGUGCUGUGUAUGAGUAGAUUCAUUUUUAAAUAAAAUUACCUGGUGUAAAUCAUAAACUGAAACCCCUAAUAUAUAUAUAAAUUAAUUAUCAUAGUAUCGUUUAAAAUUUUUAAUUUUUAAUUGUUUGAAAAAUACACACACUGUGAUGUAUGUUACAUUGUCAUUCUAUAGUGUGUCUUGUUGAUGAAUGCAUUACUUUUGAAUGUGAACAUAAUAAAGC